Messenger RNA from Verticillium alfalfae VaMs.102, 561 nucleotides. Its product is annotated as inosine triphosphate pyrophosphatase. The record is from RefSeq and is a predicted model, not a curated record. Gene Ontology annotation, cellular component: cytoplasm. Bases 85 to 561 code for a protein of 158 amino acids. Gene Ontology annotation, biological process: nucleoside triphosphate catabolic process. Gene Ontology annotation, molecular function: nucleoside triphosphate diphosphatase activity. Lineage: Eukaryota; Fungi; Ascomycota; Sordariomycetes; Glomerellales; Plectosphaerellaceae. The transcript has 4 exons.
GAAGCAAAAUCGACGAAAGACUUGUAGACUUACACUAAACAAUCGCACGCACACAUUGCUCGACAGACUUAAGCUCAGCUCGUCAUGGCAGCCCCUCCUGUUGUCAACUUCAUCACUGGCAAUGCGAACAAGCUACGCGAAGUCAAGGCAAUUCUCGAGCCGGCCAUAACAGUGCGGAGUCAAGCAAUAGAUCUCGAAGAAGUGCAAGGGACAGUAGAGGAAGUGACCGAAGCCAAAUGUCGCAAGGCUGCUGACAUGGUCAACGGCCCUGUUCUUGUGGAGGAUACAUGUUUAUGCUUCAAAUCUCUCGGAGACCUGCCAGGACCCUACAUCAAGUGGUUCAUGCAGUCGAUUGGACAUCAAGGCUUGAAUAAUCUUCUCGUCGCAUACGAUGAUAAGUCGGCCGAUGCCGUGUGUACAUUUGCAUAUUCACCUGGUCCAGGCCAGAAGCCCACCCUAUUUCAAGGCCGCACAAGACUACGCAGAAAUGGACAAGGCCGCGAAGAACAAGAUUUCGCACCGAGGCCUGGCAUUGUCCAAAUUGCAGCAAUGGUUCUCUGA